CCCUCUCUCUCUCUCUCUCUCUCUCUCUCUCUCUCUCUCUCUCUCUCUCCAACUUUAUCAGUUUCUUUUGAAAACUUUUCUCGAAAAAAAUCCCCAAUCCUUCCGUUCUCUACGCUCAUAAGGGAUGAAUCGCAGAGGUGAUCCUAACCCUUUCGAUCAAGAAGAAGAGGUCAAUCCUUUUGCGAAUUCUGCUGCACCUGCUUCAAAGUCACGCCUUGCAUCAUUGGUCCCUGAAGCACUAGGUUUUGGUCGAAAACAUGACGCCAAUGUGGAUAUACCACUGGAUGCAAUGGUUGAUUCUAAGGAUAAAGAAAGGGAGCUUGCAUCUUGGGAAGCAGAUUUGAAAAGGAGAGAACAGGAUAUCAAAAGAAGAGAAGAUGCUGUUACCAGAGCUGGUGUCCCCUCAGAUGAUAGAAACUGGCCUCCGUUUUUUCCAGUUAUUCAUCAUGAUAUAGCUAAUGAAAUACCGAUCCAUGCUCAAAGGUUGCAGUAUCUGGCUUUUGCAAGUUGGUUAGGUAUAGUCUUUUGUCUUGCAUUCAAUGUUAUUGCUGUGUCUGUCUGCUGGAUUAGAGGGGGAGGUGUUAAAAUAUUUUUCCUUGCUAUUAUCUAUGCACUUCUUGGAUGCCCUCUUUCAUACGUGCUGUGGUACAGGCCACUCUAUCGCGCGAUGAGGACAGAUAGUGCCCUGAAAUUUAGUUGGUUUUUCCUGUUUUACCUGAUGCACAUUGGUUUCUGCAUUGUUGCUGCUAUUGCCCCUCCGAUUGUUUUCCAGGGGAAAUCGUUUACGGGUAUUCUUUCUGCGAUAUCAGUCUUCUCCGACCAUGUGCUGCCUGGGAUCUUCUAUUUGGUUGGGUUUGGUUUUUUUUGCUUGGAAACACUUCUAAGCUUUUGGGUACUUCAGAAAGUUUACAUGUAUUUCAGAGGUAAUAAGUGAAGAAUUCCUAAGCUCUAAUCAAUAUUCCAGUCGGUGUUCAUGUUGCAAAAAGCUAUCAGUAUAUUCUUUACUUUCUCUUCGAGACAAGUUAUCUAUUUCGUGUGAUUAUGAAUGUAUUUUGGGUGACAAGGCAGGUUCUUUUUUCUUUUUUUGGUUCUGUAAUUUGAUGUUCGAGUCUUGUUAUAGAAGAAUUUAUAAAUUAGGUUUACAUUUGGAAUUAGGGCAUGUUCAGUAAAUUGUUGAACCGUAAAUGUUUUUGAAUGAUAUGGUACUUAAUUCAUGUCUACCUAGUUAACCACGUGAACUUACUAUGGUUAUAGUGGUAUAAGAUUAUUCACUGGAUUUGCUGGA
This is a messenger RNA of Papaver somniferum (opium poppy), 1285 nucleotides long. Its product is annotated as secretory carrier-associated membrane protein 4-like. Gene Ontology annotation, biological process: protein transport. Lineage: Eukaryota; Viridiplantae; Streptophyta; Magnoliopsida; Ranunculales; Papaveraceae. Gene Ontology annotation, cellular component: trans-Golgi network membrane; recycling endosome membrane. The transcript has 12 exons. The coding region runs from base 125 to 934 and encodes 269 amino acids. The record is from RefSeq and is a predicted model, not a curated record.